AAGAUCUUGGUGAUUUUCUUGCCCAUUGAGGAGAAAAACCUGUGGAGGGCAGAGUGCUUCUUUCGAGGCGUAACAAGAUGGCGUUCCAAUAUGGAGGUCUUUGAAGAUGUCCUUAACCAGCAUGUCCACGUCUGUGAGGAAAAAAUCAGCACCCUUCACUUCAGCCCAGAUGCACUCGUGCAGAUGCUCGACGAUGGUCUCGGCUUUUUUCUCAGUAAAAAACAAGCGCACAUUUGAACUGGCCUCCUCCAGGAUCUUCUGCACCAGGCUGUGGACCAUCAUCUCCUUUUUCGUCAGUGUACGUGUAGCAUCUUCCACAUGGUAAAACACAGCAUUGCUCUUUUUUUUCUUUUCCUUUAUAGGGACACCUGAGAGAGCAGGCAGCCCAUGAUCCAUGUCGGCAGCCAAGCUUGAACCAGGUGCAGAAGGUCAGGCUGCUUGACAGAGUGUUCCCCAGAAGGAGCAGGGUGGGCACCCUCUACCUGACUGCCACUCACACCAUCUUUGUGGAGAGUGAUCACUCUGCUGAAAUGCGCAACGAAACAUGGGUGCUGCACAGUUUGGUUUUUAGUGUGGAAAAACAAUCACCCACACCAUCAGGAUGCCCCCUCCUGAUACAUUGCAAAAACUUCCAGGUUCUACAUUUUGUCAUUCCUCAAGAGCGAGAAUGCCAUGAUGUGUAUGUGUCCCUGCAGCGGCUCUCUCAGCCAGAGAGUUAUGAAGAGCUGUAUUGUUUUUCCUAUAAACCGAACAUGGAUGAGAAAGAGAGUGGACAGGAAUGGGACUUUGUGGACCUGAGAGCUGAGUACAGCAGAAUGGGACUCCCAAACUCCCUGUGGAAACUUUCCUUCGUCAACCGGCGCUACAAGGUGAGUGACACUUACCCUGCUGAACUCUUUGUCCCUGAGUCAACCACUCCUUCGGUCAUCGCAGGAAGCUCCAAGUUCAGGAGCAGAGGCAGAUUUCCUACUUUGUCAUACUACUCCAAAGACAAUCAUGCUGCCAUCUGCCGUAGCAGUCAACCCCUGUCAGGCUUCAGCGCUCGCUGCCUGGAGGAUGAGCAGAUGCUGGAGGCCAUACUGAGGUCCAAUCCCCGCAGCGACUUCAUGUAUGUGGUGGACACCAGGCCCAAGUUGAAUGCGAUGGCGAAUCGAGCAGCAGGAAAAGGCUAUGAAAAUGAGGACAACUACGCUCACAUUAAAUUCCAAUUUGCCGCCAUCGAGAACAUCCAUGUAAUGAGGAACAGCCAACAAAAAAUGCUAGAAGUGUGUGAGCUGCGUUCCCCCUCCAUGUCUGACUUCCUGGAGGGCCUCGAGAGCUCAGGCUGGCUGAAGCACAUCAAAGCUGUUUUGGAUGCAAGCAUCUUCAUCGCCAAGGCUGUUGCAGAGGAGGGUGUGAGCGUCCUGGUUCACUGUUCAGAUGGUUGGGAUCGUACUGCUCAGGUGUGCUCUGUGGCCUGUGUUCUGCUGGAUCCUUACUAUCGGACCAUCAAAGGACUCAUGGUUCUCAUCGAGAAAGACUGGGUCUCAUUUGGCCACAAGUUUUCUCACAGAUGCAAUCAUCAGGUUGGAGACCCUAAAGAGGUGUCUCCCAUUAUAGACCAGUUCCUGGAGAGUUUAUGGCAGCUGAUGGAGCAGUUUCCCUGCGCCUUUGAGUUCAAUGAGCGGUUCCUCAUCACCAUUCACAGCCAUAUCUACUCCUGCCAGUACGGCAACUUUAUUGGAAACAACCAGCGGGAGAGAAUAGAACUCGGACUUUGUACGAGGACCCACUCUUUAUGGAGUUAUCUGUGGUCAAACCGUGCAGACUACACCAACCCCUUGUACAGACCAGACCACAGCCAGACACAGGGCCUCCUUAGGCCAUCUACAGCCCCCUGCUGGUUUAAAUUUUGGAGGGGUUUGUACAACCGGUUUGACCGUGGCAUGCAUCCUCGUCAAUCUGUUGAGGAUUACCUGCGGGCCGUUCAAGAGGAAACCCAACAGUUAGAGGAGCUGCUUGCCUCACACAAGCAGAAAAUUGCUGAACUGGAAGAGGAGCAGGUAUGCCGUUGUACUCGGAAAGCCACCACUUAUGAUAAAAGCCCCACAGCCUGGGUUCUUGGUAACGACCUCAACUUGGCAAACACCCCUCAAGAUUACACCUCAGGAUUCCUCACCAGCAGCCCCUGUCAGCCUAAAGCGCCACGCAGCGGCCUGACCCUCUCGCCCCAAGACUUGAACCGAACGUUCGACUCCAACCACUCCAAUGGCAGCGACCGGGAGUCUGGGAUAGCGGACCUGAGCUGCCGUUCACCCUUCAGCGAGGACAGCACCAGAGAUCAGGACUCUGACGAUGCUGCCUAAAUAAAUGUAGCAUGUGGUGGAAGAUGCAACUGGACUGAACAAACACUACCUACAUAUGCACUAAAAAAAAACAGGCUAUUUGCUAAUUUCAGUCAAAAGUCACCGUCAGAUUCCAUAAAUAAGUGUUGUUUGCAUGGUGUUGAACAUAUACUAGUUGAACACUCUUUACUGGAGUUUACCACUAAUGAUGGAAGUGUCAGAAGGAUGGAAUAUUUCACCCUGCCUUUGAUAUUCGGGGCCAAAUUAAACUGAUACUAUGUGCAGACACCGUUUAAAAUAGUGAAGUGCCAAAACACUUCAGUGUGCAUGAGCAGUGGAUGUUUAUGUGCAUCCCUUCUUUUAUAAUCCAUAUAAUCUUUGUUGUAUUUAUACAGCAGACAUUUUACUUCACAGGCAAAAAAAGACAAGACCUAACCGAAUACAAGUAGAUGCACCGCUACAGAUGGGACUAACUUGAAUCUGAUUCAAUCAUGUUGUGCGGAAAGAAAGUGUGAUCUUAAACAAUAUUUAAAAAAAGGGCCGGUAAGAACAAAAUCAACUUGUGAUGCAAGGUAAAUAUGGUGUUAGUCUUUACAUGUUUCAUGGUGAUUGCUCAGGACCGAAGGUGUUAAUGUGUAUAAUGUGUUUGAACAAGGCUGGAGUAAAAAUUGUCAUCGGGCAGCCACUAUAUUGAACAGUUUCCUUUGUUAAUGAUGACUGAUGGAGAACAUGAGCAUGCGAACACAAAGUAUCACUGUGUUAGGAGAAUCUAUUACUGUACUGUAUAACAUUGCCAAUGAACAAUGAAGCAUGCAAAUAUAUUUUUGUACUGUUUUUUUUUUUGGUUGUUUGUAAUCUUGCUGGCAUGCAUGUCAUUUUUAUUGUAUCGAAAAAGUUUACAUUGUUUUGCCCGACCUCAUCAGAGCGGUUAUUUGUUCAUGUGGAAUUAAGAGUCCCUGUAAGAUAUAUUAUUGAAUUCCAGUAUUGUUGAUUGUAAUUUUUUUGGGAAAUAAAAUAAGUUAUUACCCUCACCUGUCCC
This is a messenger RNA of Dunckerocampus dactyliophorus (ringed pipefish), 3363 nucleotides long. It is a transcript of the gene mtmr7a, whose product is annotated as myotubularin related protein 7a. The coding region runs from base 531 to 2345 and encodes 604 amino acids. The record is from RefSeq and is a predicted model, not a curated record. NCBI's taxonomy places the organism in Eukaryota, Metazoa, Chordata, Actinopteri, Syngnathiformes, Syngnathidae. Gene Ontology annotation, molecular function: phosphatase activity. The transcript is spliced from 15 exons. Gene Ontology annotation, biological process: dephosphorylation.